UCCUACCUCCUCCCCCACCGGUGUCCUCACUUGCUUCUCUUAUUUCUUUGUCAUCUCUCAGUCAUAACCCAAAACCCAUUCUUACUCUCUCUCCCUCUCCCCGUCUCGUUCUGCUAUCUCUCACUUUCACGCCGUACUUUACUCAUCUUUCUCUUCCUCAACCCCGAGACGCUAUCCCCUCCACCUCUUCUUCUUCUUGUUUUUUUUUUUUUUUGGAAUACACCUCCUCCCUCCCCCGCUUCUGUAAAACCCUAAAGCUUCACUUCUAACUCCAGUGCAUUGCUGCGAUUCCCUACCCGACCCUUCAGAUCUAGUACCGUUCCAGCUAUGCGUCUUUAGUUUUGAUUCAAAAUGUCCAAUUCCGAUCCCAAAGCCCGACAGCGUCCGGGUCCAUGGCCUCAGGCGCCCGAGUCUUCUGCACCGCCACCUUCUUCGUGGGCCAAGAGGACCGGAUUUAAGCCCAAGUUUUCUGGCGAGACUAAUGCUGGCGAUUCUGGUCAGAUGAGCUUGCCGCCCAAGCCAAGAGAGCCGGAGGCAAAGCCGGCUCUUGAAGCUGGUCGAGUUCGGGCUGCUCCGGCAGUGAAUGGUGAGGCCGAGGCGGAGAAACAUCCACCUUCGUCGGUUAAGGAACAGACAGUGAAGAAGCGCAGGGAUUCUGAUGGCGUGCCCAAGAGUUCUGUUCCCAGCACCAAUGGGCAGUUAACAGCGACAACGGCGGCGCCGGCGGACCCGCCUUCGCAGCAGCGGAGAACAGCCAGGCAUGAAGAAGUAAUUGAUGUGCUGCCACAGACUGUCGAUGACGAUGGUUUUGUGUCUAGACAUUCUCAUAUGAAAUAUGAGCUGAGAGAUUCCCCUGGUCUGGUUCCCAUUGGUCUAUACGGUAUUCAACAUUACAUUUCAAUAUUAGGCUCGCUGAUUCUCAUUCCCCUUGUCAUAGUACCUGCAAUGGGAGGCACUCAGGAGGAUACCUCUAAGGUGGUAUCAACGGUGCUCUUCACGUCGGGAGUGACUACACUCUUGCAUACAAAUUUCGGGUCAAGGUUGCCCUUGAUUCAGGGCCCAUCCUUUGUCUAUCUGGCUCCAGCUUUGGCGAUAAUCAAUUCUCCAGAGUUUCAAGGAUUAAAUGGAAAUAAAUUCAAGCAUAUAAUGAAGGAGCUACAGGGAGCUAUAAUUAUUGGCGCUGCAUUCCAAGCCUUUCUUGGAUAUACUGGGCUCAUGUCACUAUUAGUAAGGUUGAUAAAUCCUGUGGUUGUUUCCCCUACUAUUGCUGCAGUCGGACUUUCAUUUUACAGUUAUGGUUUUCCACUUGUUGGUACUUGUAUUGAGAUUGGUGCAGUGCAGAUAUUAGUGGUUAUUGUAUUUUCUCUUUAUCUUCGUAAGAUAUCUGUCCUUGGUCAUCGCAUAUUUCUAAUAUAUGCAGUUCCAUUGGGCCUGGCAAUUACAUGGGCGGCUGCUUUCAUGCUGACUGAAGCUGGAGCCUAUAACUACAAAGGUUGUGAUAUAAACAUUCCAGCUUCAAAUAUGGUAUCAGAGCACUGCAGGAAACAUAUUUCAAGGAUGAAACAUUGUCGAGUCGAUACUACCCAUGCAUUGAAAUCAUCCCCUUGGUUUAGAUUCCCUUAUCCGCUUCAAUGGGGUACUCCUGUCUUCUGCUGGAAAAUGGCUCUUGUAAUGUGUGUGGUUUCCUUAAUCUCAUCAGUAGAUUCGGUUGGCUCAUACCAUGCAUCUUCAUUAUUGGUAGCAUCCAGACCUCCAACUCCUGGAGUUCUUAGUCGAGGAAUUGGUUUGGAAGGUCUUUCUAGUGUCUUGGCUGGUCUCUGGGGAACUGGAACUGGGUCUGCAACAUUAACUGAAAAUGUUCACACUAUUGCGGUGACUAAAAUGGGAAGUCGUAGGGCAGUUGAGCUUGGUGCUUGCAUUAUGAUUGUGCUGUCUCUUGUGGGUAAAGUUGGAGGAUUUUUUGCUUCAAUUCCAGAAGUCAUGGUUGCUGGUCUCCUCUGCUUUAUGUGGGCAAUGCUUACAGCAUUAGGAUUGUCAAAUCUACGGUAUAGUGAGGCUGGAAGCUCUCGCAAUAUCAUUAUAGUUGGGUUAUCGUUGUUUUUCUCUCUUUCCAUCCCUGCCUACUUCCAGCAAUAUGGCAUAUCUCCCAAUUCCAACUUGUCUGUGCCAAGUUAUUUUCAACCCUACGUUGUGGCUUCUCAUGGGCCUUUCCACACCAAAUAUGGAGGGUUCAAUUAUGUCCUGAAUACACUCUUUGCAUUACACAUGGUGGUAGCAUUUGUUGUAGCUGUUGUCCUGGACAAUACUGUGCCUGGCAGUAAGCAGGAACGCGGGGUCUAUGUGUGGUCGGAAGCCGAGGCUGCUAGAAGGGAGCCUGCCGUCAUGAAAGACUAUGAGUUGCCCUUUAGAGUUGGCCGAGUUUUCAGGUGGGUGAAAUGUGUGGGGCUAUGAAGGAAGGGCAUCGCUACAUUUCUCAUUUGUGUCCAAAGGAGCAGGUUUCGAAUGUGGGGGUUUUUGUUCUCAAGCAAAAGGAUAGCAAGUUUUGUGGAAACAUCUCAUAGACGAUGAGACACAUCUUGGUAAUAGUGUCUCGUUAUAGAUACUUUAUAUGUAGAUUGAGGAUCCUGAGGGAUCUGUUUGUGUUGUAAUUUAUUAGAUUAUGAUUAACCAUGUAUGUAGUCUUGAUUCAUUCGAAAUGUCCAGGUGGAUUCUUUCUUGCUUUAAAGGCGGGCUUUGGCAAAUCAUCCUGGUUAUGUAUAUAGACACACAUUUUUUUCU
Messenger RNA from Prosopis cineraria, 2778 nucleotides. Its product is annotated as nucleobase-ascorbate transporter 12. Gene Ontology annotation, molecular function: transmembrane transporter activity. Lineage: Eukaryota; Viridiplantae; Streptophyta; Magnoliopsida; Fabales; Fabaceae. Gene Ontology annotation, cellular component: plasma membrane. The record is from RefSeq and is a predicted model, not a curated record. Gene Ontology annotation, biological process: transmembrane transport. The transcript has 10 exons. Bases 352 to 2451 code for a protein of 699 amino acids.